Plasmopara halstedii is the source of this 309-nucleotide messenger RNA. RefSeq lists its product as uncharacterized. NCBI's taxonomy places the organism in Eukaryota, Oomycota, Peronosporomycetes, Peronosporales, Peronosporaceae. Bases 1 to 309 code for a protein of 102 amino acids. The transcript has a single exon. The record is from RefSeq and is a predicted model, not a curated record.
AUGCUUGAAAGACGAGACAAAAAAGACGGACUGGCUUUAGCAACCACAAUGUCUUUCAAUUACGACAGGCAGGCUAAGAUAGCUCAUGUAUCAUUAUUGUUCAGGAAUCAUCUGCGAGAUAUCCACAUGUAUCGCAGUAUGAUCCAAGUCAUCCAAAAGAGAGUAUUUGAACAUGAUCAGUUUUUAGAAAUUCCCAAAAAGUACGAUCGACUCGAUUCUGUACUGUACGCAGCUGUGCUUGUACAUGGUCACAACGACGUGCUUUGUCUUCGUACGACCAUGUGGUCAUCGAGUGUAUUGAAUUCUUAG